AUGGCCCGUACUAAACAAACAGCACGUAAGAUGCCACCAAAGGAAUCCUACAAGAAGAGAAAAGAUAAUAAUUGGCAAGUAGAAGAAAAUUCCGAACCAAAGAAAAGAAAAAUUGUCAACUUAUUAAAUCAAAUAUUUCCUUCCGAUUUGAUAAUAAUUACCAAAUCGGAAAGUAAUGAUGAAAGUUUUUCAGUAGCAGAACAUAAUCAGCCUUCCACUCCAAAUCUAUCGAUUAAAUUGAAUGAACAUGUUUGUAGUGAGAGAUGUUUUGCUUGGUUGACAAAAGUCAAUUGGACCAAUUAUUUCAAACAUGAUUAUCCAGUUCCAAUAUCUUUUUAUGAUAAUAUUAAAGAUAUGACAAUAUUUGCACCAAGUCCUGAACAGAUUGAUAUUGAUUAUGCACAACACAUUCUAAAACAAGUUGUAUCAAAACAAGAUGAAUUUUCAGUUUCAAUCUUCAAAGUUGAAAUGGAAACUGAUAUAGAUUCAGAUCAGAUAAUACAAUCAGUAACCUAUGAAUAUAGAACAUGUGGAAUCAAAUGCUAUUACACGAGAGCAAAAGAUUUUGCAAAGGAAGUUGUUAUGAUUUUUAUUGACACUGAGAAAUACUUGUGUUUUGGACAUUAUUAUAAUUUUCCCUAUUUUACAAUUCCAUAUGUUAAUCAUGGAAAAGAAGAAGAUAAUUCAAUUAAUUUGUGUGAAGAGGAAUUCAUUCAGUCAAUCACCAAUCCAGAAGGUCACCAAAUUGAAACUCCAAUUUUACUUCCACUAUCAAAAGUAUUGGAAAAUGCACAGGAUUUUCUUGCUCAACUAUUUGAUUUGGAAAAUUAA
Naegleria gruberi is the source of this 831-nucleotide messenger RNA. RefSeq lists its product as uncharacterized. The transcript has a single exon. NCBI's taxonomy places the organism in Eukaryota, Heterolobosea, Eutetramitea, Acrasida, Naegleriidae. The record is from RefSeq and is a predicted model, not a curated record. The coding region runs from base 1 to 831 and encodes 276 amino acids.